AUGACGACCAGCCCUAAAUACAGCAGUAACAUGACGACCAGCCCUAAAUACAGCAGUAACAUGACGACCAGCCCUAAAUACAGCAGUAACAUGACGACCAGCCCUAAAUACAGCAGUAACAUGUCGACCAGCAGUAACAUGACGACCAGCCCUAAAUACAGCAGUAACAUGAAGACCAGCCCUAAAUACAGCAGUAACAUGACGACCAGCCCUAAAUACAGCAGUAACAUGACGACCAGCCCUAAAUACAGCAGUAACAUGAUGACCAGCCCUAAAUACAGCAGUAACAUGACGACCAGCAGUAACAUGACGACCAGCCCUAAAUACAGCAGUAACAUGACGACCAGCCCUAAAUACAGCAGUAACAUGACGACCAGCCCUAAAUACAGCAGUAACAUGACGACCAGCCCUAAAUACAGCAGUAACAUGACGACCAGCCCUAAGUACAGCAGUAACGUGACGACCAGCAGUAACAUGACGACCAGCCCUAAAUACAGCAGUAACAUGACGACCAGCCCUAAAUACAGCAGUAACAUGACGACCAACCCUAAAUACAGCAGUAACAUGACAACCAGCCCUAAAUACAGCAGUAACAUGACGACCAGCCCUAAAUACAGCAGUAACAUGACGACCAGCCCUAAAUACAGCAGUAACAUGACGACCAGCCCUAAAUACAGCAGUAACAUGACGACCAGCCCUAAAUACAGCAGUAACAUGACGACCAGCCCUAAAUACAGCAGUAACAUGACGGCCAGCCCUAAAUACAGCAGUAACAUGACGGCCAGCCCUAAAUACAGCAGUAACAUGACGACCAGCCCUAAAUACAGCAGUAACAUGACGACCAGCCCUAAAUACAGCAGUAACAUGACGACCAGCCCUAAAUACAGCAGUAACAUGACGACCAGCCCUAAAUACAGCAGUAACAUGACGACCAGCCCUAAAUACAGCAGUAACAUGACGACCAGCCCUAAAUACAGCAGUAACAUGACGACCAGCCCUAAAUACAGCAGUAACAUGACGACCAGCCCUAAAUACAGCAGUAACAUGUCGACCAGCAGUAACAUGACGACCAGCCCUAAAUACAGCAGUAACAUGAAGACCAGCCCUAAAUACAGCAGUAACAUGACGACCAGCCCUAAAUACAGCAGUAACAUGACGACCAGCCCUAAAUACAGCAGUAACAUGACGACCAGCCCUAAAUACAGCAGUAACAUGUCGACCAACCCUAAAUACAGCAGUAACAUGACGACCAGCCCUAAAUACAGCAGUAACAUGACGACCAACCCUAAAUACAGCAGUAACAUGACGACCAGCAGUAACAUGACGACCAGCCCUAAAUACAGCAGUAACAUGUCGACCAACCCUAAAUACAGCAGUAACAUGACGACCAGCCCUAAAUACAGCAGUAACAUGACGACCAGCCCUAAAUACAGCAGUAACAUGACGACCAACCCUAAAUACAGCAGUAACAUGACGACCAGCAGUAACAUGACGACCAGCCCUAAAUACAGCAGUAACAUGACGACCAGCCCUAAAUACAGCAGUAACAUGACGACCAGCCCUAAAUACAGCAGUAACAUGACGACCAGCCCUAAAUACAGCAGUAACAUGACGGCCAGCCCUAAAUACAGCAGUAACAUGACGACCAGCCCUAAAUACAGCAGUAACAUGACGACCAGCCCUAAAUACAGCAGUAACAUGACGACCAACCCUAAAUACAGCAGUAACAUGACGACCAGCCCUAAAUACAGCAGUAACAUGACGACCAGCCCUAAAUACAGCAGUAACAUGACGACCAGCCCUAAAUACAGCAGUAACAUGACGACCAGCCCUAAAUACAGCAGUAACUAUGGUCACAAUGGGGACUGCACCCCUACCCCCUGUCGACUGCACCCCUACCCCCUGUCGACUGCACCCCUACCCCCUGUCGACUGCACCCCUACCCCCUGUCGACUGCACCCCUACCCCCUGUCGACUGCACCCCCACCCCCUGUCGACUGCACCCCUACCCCCUGUCGACUGCACCCCCACCCCCUGUCGACUGCACCCCCACCCCCUGUCGACUGCACCCCCACCCCCUGUCGACUGCACCCCCACCCCCUGUCGACUGCACCCCCACCCCCUGUCGACUGCACCCCCACCCCGUCGACUGCACCCCCACCCCCUGUCGACUGCACCCCCACCCCCUGUCGACUGCACCCCCACCCCCUGUCGACUGCACCCCCACCCCCUGUCGACUGCACCCCCACCCCCUGUCGACUGCACCCCCACCCCCUGUCGACUGCACCCCCUCCCAAUACAAAACAUUGCUCGCUGGUGACUGGUCGUUAUUGGUUCCUGGCACAUAAGUAG
Molecule: messenger RNA, 2352 nt
Organism: Oncorhynchus kisutch (coho salmon)
Lineage: Eukaryota; Metazoa; Chordata; Actinopteri; Salmoniformes; Salmonidae
Product: adhesive plaque matrix protein-like
Exons: 3
Coding region: 1-2352 (783 amino acids)
Source: RefSeq, a predicted model, not a curated record